AUGGCGAUUGCGACAGCAACAGAUUCGGUGACUCCAAACUAUGAGCGCUUGUACUGGGAGAAAGCGCGCAAGGCCUUCAAGGCUGGUAGACUUGACAAAGAUGGAGAGAAGACGGAGAGCAAAAUCGACGAUUUUCUGAAAGAGAGAUCUACUCCACAGGAGGCGCGAGAACUAUGCAAAGCUACUAAGCAAGCUGCUGGGGAGGAGUAUUCAGCAUCUCUAGGUGGCAUUCUCGAGAAAAUCGAGAUCGCAAUGCAAGUUGGUGAUUUGGCAAUUAAGAGCGCACCAGAGUCUGUUGGGCUUGCGUGGAUGGGAAUCCGGCUAUGCUUGCACUCCGUUGCAGACGACUUCUCUACCUUCAGCAUCUUUGGCCAGGCCUGCUCAGACAUAAUUGGGAUCAUGAUAUCUUGUGCCGUCUUUGGGAAGAUGUAUGGACCCUCUAGAGGCGUCAACUCCUUUCACGAGAUCCAUUCACAAGUAACGGACAGAAUUCCUAAAGUCUACACAGAGAUCUUAGAUUUUUCAUAUUCCGUGAAGAAACAUAUGGGCCACAAUAAAGCAUAUCGCAUUGGUAAAGGCUUGCUGGUUCAAGCUUCUACGAGGUUCGAGGCUAAGAUAAAGUCGAUUAAGAAUCAUGACACUACUAUGGCCGAGUUCGCUCGAAGAGCUUACGAACAACUGUCUGACUACUACCUACGUACGGGUUUGACUAACCAAGAAGCAAUGAUGGGCGAUCUGACCAAGAUCAAGAGCAAGAUGGAAAUGUCGUUACGCAUAAAUCAGGACAACGCCGAUCAGAUGCGAGUUCUUAUUGACGAGAUCAAGAAGAGGAAAGAGAUGACACCACACGAUGUUGCUGUCAAGAACUACGAAGAGAACAUGAAACAGUUUGGCGGGUCUAGUGAUCAGAAAGCAGUAUAUGCAGCCAAAAUCUCGAGAAGAUCUCCCCCACAGACUUGUACUUGGAUCUUUGACAUGGAGUUGUUCAAAUCCUGGUAUGUCUCAGAGAAGAGCAGCGUCCUAUGGGUAUCAGGAGGGGGUGGUUUCGGCAAAUCCAUUCUGAUGUCUGCCAUCAUCAACGAACUCCAGGACCGGGCCAAGGACACCGGAGCACAUGUUCAGUAUUUCUUUUGCAACGCUGGUGAUGAGUCGACGAAGAGGACUGAUCGAAUUCUGAAGCAUUUACUCUAUCAGAUGUACAGUCUAUUGGAGCAUCACUCGACAGAAGCGCUCGAGAAAGCGAACAAGCUUGUGUCUAAUUUUCUUAAAAACAGGUCAACCUCCUCCAAGGAGAGCAAAGGCGACAACAAAAAGGACGAUGUUGACUUUGCUAAAGUGUUUAGGGGACUUGUCGGACUAGUUGGAAAACCCAUCUUUAUCGUUGUUGAUGCUCUGGAUGAAUGCAUUGAUCGAUCCGAGGGUUUACUGAGCUCGCUCAAGUAUCUCGUGGAUGGAUCUACUUCAAACAUUAAGUUAGCAAUCUGUAGUCGGCCUGAGGCAGAUAUUGAGACUGCCUUUGAACAAAUCCCUAGAAUCAAAGUAGAAGGGAACAAUGGGCCGGACAUCAAACUCAAUGCCCAAAGUGAGCUAGCAAGACUCCCUGGGCUGACGUCACACGAGCGAGCAACAGCGUGUGAUAAGAUUGUAGAGAAAGCUGGAAGCUUGUUCCGAUAUGUCGAGCUGGCGGUCAGAUUCUUGAAACAGCCCUGGCAGCGUCCUCUCGAGCGACAUCUAGAACAGCUCCCUAUUGGUCUCGAGGCAGCUUACGAACAGACCGUUCGAAAUAUCGACCCUGCGUAUUUAGAAUUGUUGAAGACCUGCUUGACAUGGACUUGUCUUGCUGAAGGACAGAUUCGUGUCCCAGAAGUGAUCGAUGCUUAUAGUCGUAAGUAUGUCGUAGAACAAGAAUCUCAUGAAGCUGGGGAUGUAGAGUCCAUUGAAGAGCCAGAAGCUCAAGAGGAUCUGCAUGUGGAUCAAAUUCGAACCGCUGGAUCUGCCUUCUUAGAGGUCGAUUCCAUGACUCGGGUCAUCCAGUUGAGACAUGCCACUGUAGCGGACUAUUUUCUUGGAGCAAAGCCUGAAGUCCAAACAGAAGAGCAGUGCCUAUGUAAAAACUGCACAAGAACAGGGAACAGCCAGAAGUCUUUUGCUCUAUCAGAGAAGCAUGGGCACUUAACGAUGGCUACGACUAUACUCAAGCAUUUGUCGUGUGAAUCUUUCCGCCAGGAAUUCCUUGUGUCUUUCGAAAGGCGCGAUGUCAAGGAGACGGUGGAUACUCAUGAUAAAUCAGGAGAAGAAGAAGAACAACAAGAACAACAACAACAGAACGACGAAAGCGAAGCUAAGAACGUAAAUACUAACGACGGUGAUAUGACGGUCGAGCCUACUCAAAGCUCAGAAUUACCACCUUCAGGGACAGAAGAUGGUAAAUCAUCAGAGGAACCGAUUAACACGGGAAAUACUACCACCGACCAAAGUAGCGAAAAGGAACAAGACGCAGAAUCCGAGAUCGCAUCUGCCACAGAUAGCGAUGCUGAUAUAGAUCCUCUGGAUCCUGUCCAGGCUGACUCUGACGAUGUACAGGAUCCAGGAGCUCGCUUCAGGUACGAGAUCCACUACUUUCAGUUUCACAUGUGCAAGGUCGAGGAGCUGUGGGAAGCGGAAGACCGAAAGGGUCCGGAAUGGGAAGAGUAUGAAGCUCUUCAGGAUUCAUUCUUCGUCAAGGACUCUCCCUUCUUUCAGUCAUGGAUCAACCUCAAAAACCAAGCGCAGGGCAGUGCAAUUUCAUGGAUAUUUGAUAUCAAAACUAUUCAUCCCAUACACAUAGCCGCGGCAUACGGGCUGACCAGUUUAGCUGGGCGACUCAUCGAGCGGGGUGCAGAUCUUGCAGCUGUCACAGAUGAAGGCUACACAGCACUUGAUUUUGCUGUUGAGCAUUACGGCUUUUCCAAAACGGAAGAAAGAGCCCACAAGAAUGUCCUAAGACUCCUUGAGCUUCUUUUGAAAGCAGGUUCCGACCCCAAUAACCUCGACAAAAGGACGGCGCGUACUCCCUUUUUACGCUUGUUCUGGCAGAACCCUAAAAUUGAAGCCAUCCAGAUAUUCUUGGACAAUGGCGCUGAUGCCAAGGGUGUUGACCUGGCCUGGGGUGCAGGCUCUCUGCACUAUUGCUGUGGCAAUUGUGAUGAUCCAGCUGUACUUAAGGCACUUUUGGCUGCAGGUGCUGAUCCGAACCUCGAGGACAAUAGUGGUGAAACACCAUUACAUUUCCUGAUGAUGACGUGGAAACAGGAUUCACCCCUCGAGCUGGUAGAUAUCAUGAUCAGCGGUGGUGCCAAUGUCAACGCGGAGGAUAAGACCGGACAGCGGCCACUAUACGAGCUUUGUUGGUCUGGAAAUGUUGAAGUCGCCAAGAUAUUGAUCAAGAAUGGUGCUGACGUGACAGAUGAUGAUGUCAAUAAAAUCACCGCUUUGCACAUGGCCUGUCGAGCAGGCAAUACAGAUCUCGUGCUUCUUCUUAUCGAACAUGGAGCUCAGAUGUCAGCCGUGGAUGACAGAGGCUGCACUCCUCUAUACUACAGUUGUGAAGCUAAAACAGAUACAACAGCUCUUGCGCUGAUAGAUAGGCUUGGCACUGAUGGUCUCACCGUACUGGGACUCGCCAACUCUGAUGGAAAAUCGCCUAUCCGGAAGGCCGCAGCGCGGGGACACCAUAAAAUCGUCGAAGCAUUAUUUGAGAAGUUGGGUUUAGACAUAGCUGUUCUUGAGACUCAAGAUAAGAAACAGCAAUGGACACCCCUACAUGCAGCUGCCCACAAUGGCCAAAAGGAGGUCGUUGAAUUCAUCUUAAGCAAAGGCGUGAAUAUCAACAUUCUUGAUAGGAGAGGGGACACGCCACUCAAAACAUGCUUAGCAUCCUGGAGAGACACUAGGACACAGGAUUACGAAUUUGUUGCGCUCAAGCUGUUAGAUGCGGACCCGUCUAAGAUUAGUGGAACCGAACUCUUACAUUCAGCUGCAAUAAGAGGAAAUUUGGCAGUUCUCAACAAAUUAAUGGAUAAAGGUGCCGAUCCGUUACUACAGGAUGAACACGGUUGGACCUCCGUGCAAGUUGCUCGGCAAUGUGGGCAAGAUGAAGCCGCCUCUCUGCUAUCAUCGAAACGGGCUGUGACUGGCAUUCGACCUAGUGGGUUGGUGAAUACGCUACCGAAGAUCUUCGACGUCUCAGGGGACGGCACCAGCAUGACAGCGAUGACAAAGAAAUGCGAAGGCUCACUCUUGGCCAAUCAUCCCAUACCCGCCGGGAUAGACGGUUUCUACUAUGAGAUCGAAGUUGACUGCCCAAAUGCGCCAUCACCGGACGCCCCUGCAGCAGAGGAAUACCCGGAAGUUGCACUUGGUCUCUGUCCCCACACGGCCCGAACACGAGGCUGGCUUCCUGGCCGCAGCUGGCCUCGCAAUCCAGCUUGGGGAUACCACGGCGAUGAUGGAAGUCUGUGGCCUGUCGUUUCAGGUGACAAACCUCACGCAGGUCUGCAUGCAAGAGGUCACUUUAUUGGAAAUUUUGGCCAUGCAGACGUUGUGGGCUGCGGUAUCGAUUUCACAAAUAACAAAGUUUUCUACACCAAGAAUGGCGAACUGCUUCGGACCUUGUCUCAAGAGAAACCUCCCACUCAUUACGCUUUUGCCGAAGUCACCGGGCGUUUGUACCCUGUGGUUGGGACAUCGAGGCAGAACUUGACAAUCAAAGUCAACUUUGGCGGCGACCUGGAGACCAAGCCGUACAAGUGGACGCCCGGUAAUGCAACUGAUUGUGGUAGCAAGUACCUCAGGGAGCUUGAGGAGGAUCUGAUCGCAAACCCUCCGAAGGUGGAACCUGAAAGGCCAACGAGUGCAUCCAGUUCAGCUAAAGCUGUGGAUGAGGAUGGAAAGGAAAGCGGUGUUGAAGCUGAUACUGCAGUCACUGUGGCUAUUGGCGUGCCGGAAAAGACAAGUGUGGACGUUCGUGUGAACGAUGUAGCUCAAGUCGCUGAUAAGUAG
Pseudovirgaria hyperparasitica is the source of this 5040-nucleotide messenger RNA. RefSeq lists its product as uncharacterized. The record is from RefSeq and is a predicted model, not a curated record. NCBI's taxonomy places the organism in Eukaryota, Fungi, Ascomycota, Dothideomycetes, Acrospermales, Acrospermaceae. The transcript is spliced from 7 exons. The coding region runs from base 1 to 5040 and encodes 1679 amino acids. Gene Ontology annotation, molecular function: protein binding.